CAACAGUCAUUGUCAAACUCUUAGAAAACAUGGCAGAGGCCGCCUUUUCGGAGGACGGAAAAUAUUAUUCUACAAUCAGUCAAGACGGUAGAUUAAGAAUAUGGGACACGGAAACCAAUGUUCUCAAACAGGAAUACACACCAGACCUACAUUUAUCAUCACCACCAUCUUGUUUACAAUGGAUCAGCGUCAGUUUAACUAACAGUCCGCAGAAAGGUGCACGACGAAAAUCUAUAACCGAACAAGAGCAAUACUGUCUAGCUUUAGGGACGUCUAGUGGAAAAAUCCUUAUAUAUUCAGUUAGCCAAGCUAAAGUGGAAACAGUCUUGAAUCAAAAGGACAACAAUAAUAAAGUUGUUACUUUGGAUUGGCAUAGAAAAUAUGGCCUCUUUAGUUGUACUGUUAACAAUUUAGUUCAGGAAUGGGAUUUACAGAGUGGAUCAGUUAGAAAUAAGUAUAACAUUAAAGUUGUUGGUAUAAAUAAGCAAGGAAAUAAAAUUAGUGCGAUAAGGAUAGUACCACACAAUCAGGACACAACUGCAAAAUUCCUUAUAACUGCAUCAUGGCAAAUCAGAUUAUGGCGGCUCCAUAAUUCCACUGCGGAAGUAGUAAAAUGUUUGGGCCACAAUGCAGCCCCGAGGGCACUGCUGACUGUCAGCACUUUAAACAAGGCUUGCUGGCUUAUUGAGGGAUCACAAACCGAACGCCUUCUCUCAUUCUGGGAUAUAACAAUAACGCAAGACCAGUUACAACAAACAAACCACCAAAAUGGCGAUGAGGCGACCCCCAGUAAAAAACAGAGAAAGAAAUCCAUAUCCACCCCAGUUAUACCAACUCCGCAGUAUAACUUCGUCCUGGAGGACGCUCCGAGGAUAAUAGACGUGAGUUUGACAGAAGAGGAAACCAGUACGAGAUUGAGUUUGGCAGCAGCUACCCGAAGUGGAGUUGUACAUUACUAUGGACUUACUUUAAAUGGGGAAUCAGCUAAGCCAAUAAAGCCAUCGUUAACAAUUCAAGUGACAACGGAGGACGCCCAGCCACUCCCUCUUCAAUGCUGUAGGCUAUCGUCCACCGGAGACCUUCUACUUGGAUACACCAGCGGGGCAACACUUGUGUUCGAGAAAGUUAUUCCAGACGUAAAAACAAAAACUCAAGUCCUCAUACGUGGAGAAUCCAAACCAAAAGACGCAAAGAGCAAAUCGAAGCAAAAUGACUCGGGUGGGGUGCAGAAAAACGAAGUCACUUAUGUUGAACCCAUGGGCGGGGUUAGCAGGAAGCGAGCUACGCCAGGCGGCAAAGUGGAAGUAUCUAUGGAGGCACGUUUAGAAAAUUUGACGGUGGACAUCAAAAGUCGCAGCAAAACCGCCGUCAGCCAUAACUUAACUAAACUUUUAAUACAAGGACUGCAUUCUAAGGAUAAAGGGUUAAUAUUAACGGUGCUACAAAAGGACGACCCAGCGGUGGCUACAAGCACGGUUUCCAACCUCCCAGCGGAUUAUGUACCGGUGUUGUUAGAGCAACUGGUGGAUAUGGCCACGAGAAGAACCAGCCAAUGCGCGGCUGUGUGCACGUGGCUGAACGCGGUGCUGAGGUCCCACGCGGCGUUACUCCUGGCCACCGUCAACUCCAGGACCUCGGACCGACUGUCGCAGCUACUGGCUAUAUUCACACACAGACGCUCCCACCUGUGCCAGCUGUUGAACCUGAAGGGCCGGCUCGACCUCACCGUGACCCAGCGCGGCGGCGGCAGUGAGCAUGUAGAACAGCAACCUGUUCUUGAGUACAAUGACUCUUCAUCAGACUCGGAGCCCGAGGUGGGCGUGUACCAGUCGGGCAGCGAACACUCGUGGGAGGACGAAGUAGACGGCGAAAGCCCGGAGGGAUCCCACAGCGACAUGUCCGAUGAUGAGGCGGACGAUUGAUUAAACGUGUACAAACUAUAUUUUA
This is a messenger RNA of Pararge aegeria (speckled wood butterfly), 1947 nucleotides long. RefSeq names its product WD repeat-containing protein 43. Gene Ontology annotation, molecular function: protein binding. Gene Ontology annotation, cellular component: nucleolus. The transcript is spliced from 11 exons. Gene Ontology annotation, biological process: maturation of SSU-rRNA from tricistronic rRNA transcript (SSU-rRNA, 5.8S rRNA, LSU-rRNA). The coding region runs from base 30 to 1922 and encodes 630 amino acids. Lineage: Eukaryota; Metazoa; Arthropoda; Insecta; Lepidoptera; Nymphalidae. The record is from RefSeq and is a predicted model, not a curated record.